Blastocystis hominis is the source of this 625-nucleotide messenger RNA. RefSeq lists its product as hypothetical. Gene Ontology annotation, cellular component: nucleus. Gene Ontology annotation, molecular function: protein tyrosine phosphatase activity. The coding region runs from base 107 to 625 and encodes 172 amino acids. Gene Ontology annotation, biological process: protein dephosphorylation. The transcript has 4 exons. The record is from RefSeq and is a predicted model, not a curated record. NCBI's taxonomy places the organism in Eukaryota, Bigyra, Opalinata, Blastocystidae.
CAAACUGUAACUUUAUUAACAGUAGGUAGUCAGUGAGAUGCUGUGAUGCCUCCUAUGAGAAAUUAAUGUUUGUGUUGAAGAGUAGAUCUCUAACGAAGUCUAGACCAUGCUGAUUCCCCCAACCUUCCUUGAAAUCGAAGGGAUGCGGUUCCUUAUCACCGGAAUGCCCCGUGACUUUGAGUUGACUGAGUUUGAGAAGCUGUACAAGAGCUAUAACGUCACAGACGUCGUUCGAACUUGUGAAGAAUGUCAUUACUCCGAUGACUGGUUAAAGAGUCAAGGAAUUCAGAGUCAUCAAUUUGUGUUUGCAGAUGGUUCCAUUCCACCUGAAGAUGUGGUGACACGAUUUAUUGGACUGUGCGAGUCGCGAUUUGGGCCGGAAUCAAAGAACCCGAAAGCCACGAUAUCCAUUCAUUGCAAGGCUGGUCUUGGGCGGGCUCCUACCCUCGUGACCAUUGCGUUAAUCGAGAGUGGAAUGAAGAAUCUGGAGGCUAUCCAAACUGUAAAGAACUAUCGUAAUGAGGCCUUCAAUCAGAAGCAGUUGCUUGCAUUGACCCGUUAUAAGCCGUUGCGCAAGAACCGAUCCAAACCUUGUAACUGUUGUAUAGUCUUAUGUAUUGUUUAA